Meloidogyne enterolobii is the source of this 1318-nucleotide messenger RNA. Lineage: Eukaryota; Metazoa; Nematoda; Chromadorea; Rhabditida; Meloidogynidae. The record is from the annotation of a GenBank genome assembly.
GAUGGGAGACAAUCUUCUGGAAUCAUACAACCCUCUAUACGAUGUCCAUCUCCGACAGUAUUUUGCUCUCCCUCAUAUGCAAAAACAUUUGAGAAAUCUUGGACUGCUCGAUGGGUCUGCUGGACAAAGUGAGGAGUUACACGCCGGUCAUUUACAAAUGAUGGAUAUGAUGCUACGGAAUAGAGAAAGAGUACUUCAACAAUUAGUAGACCUUCAACGUAAACUGGAUGCAGCUGAGAAAGUGGAGCUUUACAGACGCAUUCGAAGUGGAGUUACAAAUGCAGAAGAAUUAGAACGUUCACAUGUUUCACGUAGUCUUUCGCGUCCAGCUAGAAGCGCACUUGGAAAUGGCCGAUUUUCAAGGGAGGGAGGUGGUCAUCGGCGUCAACAAUCGCAUAGCCCUGAAGCUGGGGAUUUGAUUAAACGGGUUGAGACAGAUUAUAGAGCUGACAGUGCCCCAAUCAAAAAUUCAAAAAGUAUUUACAACAGAUUGGCAGCUAAUGCCUACAAAUAUCAAUAUUUACAUAAGCUCGACGACCGAACCCUUCGCAAAUACAUGAACUCUUUACGGAAACAAUUGGCCAAACUCGAACGUUUCAGAGAAGUCUCUUUUGGCCCUCACACAAUGGCUAAACACCAACCGGCGCAGUUGCAACAAUCCUGGUUUUUCCGUCGCAGAAGCCUCAAAUCAGGCAGAAAAUCACGAAGCGGCAAGUCACAAUCUCCACGCCGUGCAGGUGCUGCGGCUGAUGAACCUUUAACUAAAAUGCGCAGAACUUCAAUGUCACGCACUAGAGCAACUCAAAAACUUCCACCCUUGCCACAAACCUCAAAACGCUCUUUUACUGGAAAUCGUUCUAUGCCGACUCCAAGCAAGUCUAUGGAGCAAAAAUUGCCGCCAACAGGCAUUACCAAGCAAACUAAAAAGGCUCAAGAACGCCCUAUACGUCGUUCUCAACCAGCUACAGUUCAAAAAACACCAGGCAUUAAAACAACGCCAAUUGGGGCUCGACCUCCUUCAUCUAAAGGAUCCAUCACGCCUGUCAAAGUGCAGAAGCCUCCUUCCAUGUCUGGAGCUUUACCGGUCAUAGGAGCUGCUGUAGGUGCUGCUGGUGUUGCAGCAGUGGCAGCUACUAUUGUAAAUGAUGAUGAGCGUAAGGAGGAGGAUAAUAGAGAAAAUGUGGUUAGUUUAAUGAAAUUGAAGAAGAGACGGAUAUUUGGAGGCAGAUUUUUUAAGGACAACCAUAGGAAAAAAGGCAGAAAAUUCUUCGCAAACAUAUAUCCGUCCCUUUUAAUAGUACAAGAAAAUCUUGGUUGA